CUCUGUCAGCGCACUCACUGAAAGAUGGCGGUGCGGAUGGAGAAACAGACGGGAGAACGCAGGCUGCCGAUUUAGCUUUUAUAAAGUAACACUAACGGGUGUUUGGUGUUAGUUUAAGGAACAAAAUACUGCAAAACUUUUUCUCUUUUUUCCUUUUUUUGUGCAAGCGAGAUGGACGCGCAUACUCCGUGCUGGAAUUUCGUUUCGCAAACUCCCCGGGAUCCUUCUCUCGCUGGGGAUUUACUCAGACUGCUGUCAUUUUUCUAGAAAACCUUGGGAUAAUAAAGUCUGCAAGAAAAGCAGUCACAGACGAAAAGUGGAUUUAAAAAAAUGUCGGACAGCAAAGUUAUUGUGGCAGUGAGAGUGCGGCCGAUGAACCGAAGGGAGAUCGAGCUGAACACAAAAUGUGUGGUGGACAUGGAAGAGAAUCAGACCGUCCUGCAGCCUCCGCCAUCGAACUCAAAGGGGGAGAACAGAAAACCACCCAAGGUGUUUGCCUUUGACUAUUGCUUCUGGUCCAUGGAUGAGUCAAACGUCUCGAAAUAUGCAGGGCAAGAAGUGGUGUUUAAGUGCCUUGGAGAAGGAAUACUUGAAAACGCGUUUCAUGGCUACAACGCUUGCAUCUUUGCCUAUGGACAAACUGGUUCAGGCAAGUCAUUCUCCAUGAUGGGUAAUUCCGAGCAGCCUGGCCUUAUCCCCCGACUUUGCUGUGCUUUGUUUGAAAGGGUUUCAAAGGAAGAAAACGACUCUCACUCUUUUAAAAUUGAAGUCUCCUAUAUGGAGAUCUACAACGAGAAGGUCCGGGAUCUGCUGGAUCCUAAGGGGAGUCGACAAUCCUUGAAAGUCAGAGAGCAUAAAGUUUUAGGCCCAUACGUGGAUGGCUUGUCUCAGCUUGCUGUUACCAACUUUGAGGAUAUUGAAUCUCUGAUGUCAGAAGGUAAUAAAUCCCGGACUGUUGCUGCCACGAAUAUGAAUGAAGAAAGCAGCCGUUCCCAUGCAGUUUUUAGUAUAAUUGUAACUCAGACACUUUAUGAUCUACAAUCAGGGAACUCUGGAGAAAAAGUUAGCAAAAUAAGUUUGGUGGAUUUGGCUGGAAGUGAGCGGGUGUCCAAAACCGGUGCAGCAGGAGAGCGUCUGAAGGAAGGCAGCAAUAUAAACAAAUCCCUCACCACUUUAGGCCUGGUCAUUUCUGCACUUGCAGACCAGUCUGCUGGGAAAGGAAAAACCAAGUUUGUGCCUUACAGAGAUUCCGUCCUCACUUGGUUGCUCAAGGAUAAUUUGGGAGGAAACAGCAAGACUGCUAUGAUAGCCACAGUCAGCCCUGCAGCCGACAAUUACGAGGAAACCCUUUCAACCCUGAGGUAUGCGGAUCGGGCGAAGAGAAUCGUCAAUCAUGCUGUGAUUAAUGAAGAUCCAAAUGCCCGAAUAAUCCGAGAGCUGCGUGAAGAGGUGGAAAAACUGAGGGAGCAGCUGACGCAGGCAGAGUCCAUGAAGGCCCCUGAAUUGAAAGAGAAACUUGAAGAAUCAGAAAAACUUAUCAAAGAGAUGACGUUAACAUGGGAAGAGAAGCUGAGGAAGACUGAAGAAAUUGCACAGGAGAGGCAGAAACAGCUUGAGAGUAUGGGGAUUUCUCUCGAAUCUUCAGGCAUCAAAGUUGGAGAAGACAAGUGUUUCUUAGUUAACCUGAAUGCUGACCCGGCCUUGAAUGAACUGCUGGUUUACUAUCUAAAGGACCAUACAAGAGUUGGCGCUGAUACCUCCCAGGAUAUCCAGUUAUUUGGGAUUGGAAUCCAGCCUGAGCAUUGCAUUCUGGAGAUCGCACCAGAUGGAGAUGUCACGCUCACACCUGUAGAUAACGCAAGAACCUGUGUAAAUGGGACCAUAAUAUAUUCUGCAGUCCACCUGUGGCAUGGGGACAGGAUCCUCUGGGGGAAUAAUCACUUUUUCAGAAUUAACCUUCCGAAACGAAAGAGACGAGACCGGUUAAAAGAAUGUGAGAAAGAGUUUGCUAAGGAUAACUUCUCAGACCAUGAUGUUGAGACGGCCAGUGAAGCUUCAUCUGAGCAAGACUACAAUUAUGAAUUUGCCCAAAUGGAGGUUAUGAUGAAGACCCUGAGCAGCAAUGACCCCAUUCAAAAUGUCGUACAUGUUCUAGAAAAGCAGUAUUUAGAAGAAAAGAGGAAUGCCUUGGAGGAGCAGCGCAUGAUGUAUGAGCGUGAGCUGGAGCAACUACGGCAACAGCUCUCUCCUGAGCGGCCACACCGAAGCAGCAUGGACCGCCUUUCCUUCAAUGCCCAGAUGGCACAGCACAAAGUCAAGCUGUGGUCCGAGGAACGGGAUGAGCUCUUCAGACAUAGUCUUGCCAAGUUGCGGGAACAGGUGGUUCGGGCAAAUGCCCUUGUGAGAGAAGCCAACUUUCUUUCAGAAGAGAUGAGUAAAAUGACGGACUAUCAGGUGACACUUCAGAUCCCGGCUGCAAACCUCAGUGCCAAUAGGAAGAGAGGCGCCAUUGUGAGUGAGCCUGCAAUCCAAGUGCGCAGGAAAGGUAAAGGAACGCAAGUGUGGACCAUUGAGAAACUGGAGAACAAGCUGGUGGAUAUGAGGGAUUAUUACCGGGAUUGGAAAGAUGAUGCCGAGCAUUUGAGCAGUAAACUUACUAGCAAACGUGGGGACCCGUUCUAUGAAGCCCAAGAAAACCACAAUCUCAUUGGCGUCGCAAACGUCUUCCUGGAGUGCCUCUUCCACGAUGUCAAGCUUCAGUAUGCAGUGCCUAUAAUCAGUCAGCAGGGUGAGGUAGCAGGACGGCUGCACGUAGAGCUGAUGCGUGUCAGUGGGGCCGUCCCAGAGAGAAUGGCAGGAGGUGAUGACUCCUCUGAAAAUUCCAGUGAGAGCAGCAGCUAUGAAUUUUUGGAUAACAAUGGAGAAAUUGUCCACAUGGCCAAGAAAUUAACAUGCAGAGUCAAAAUCAAAGAUGCCACUGGUCUACCACUGAACCUUUCCAACUUCGUCUUCUGUCAGUACACCUUCUGGGACCAGUCAGAAGCCACAGUUGCUCCACCUAUGGUUAAUCCUGACACACCAUCUCCACGGAGCAAAGAAUCCCAAUUUUCUGUUAAGUUUGAGCACUGUAAGGAUUAUGUUGUCCACGUGACAGAAGAAUUUCUCGAAUUCAUUCUAGAAGGAGCCUUGGCAAUUGAGGUUUGGGGUCACAGAUGUGCAGGGAACGGCAGAUCGUUAUGGGAGCUGGACGCUAUGCAAGCAAAAACAAGAACACUGAGAGACAGGUGGAGUGAAGUGUCUCGGAGAAUUGAAAUGUGGAUUUCAAUACAAGAACUCAAUGAGAUGGGGGACUACGCACCAGUUGAACUGCACCAGGCUAAGGAUGUCAAUACAGGAGGUGUCUUUCAGCUUCGCCAGGGUCACUCUCGCCGGAUCCACAUCACAGUGAAACCUGUCCAGCACUCGGGGACAUUGCCUCUCAUGGUGGAAGCCAUUCUUUCUGUGUCUAUUGGCUGUAUUUGUGCCCGCUCCACUAAACUUCAACGGGCCUUGGAUAGUUACCAGAGAGAUGAUGAUGGUGAUGAUAUGGAUAGUUAUCAGGAAGAAGAUCUAAACUGUGUGAGAGAUCGUUGGUCAGAAGCAUUAAUCAAGCGACGGGAAUAUCUGGAUGAACAGAUUAAAAAAAUUAUCAAUAAGCAAGAGAAAACUGAAGACGAUGUGGAGCGGGAGGCUCGUUUGGUCGAGCAGUGGGUUGGAUUGACUGAAGAAAGGAAUGCAGUUCUAGUGCCAGCACCGGGCAGUGGCAUCCCAGGAGCCCCAGCACACCAAGCACCACCACCAGGAAUGGAGGCUCACAUCCCAGUUCUUUUCUUGGAUUUAAACGCGGAUGACCUUACGGUGAAUGAGCAGCUGACCGGACCCCGUGCAGCCGGUGUCAAUUCAAUCCUGCCAAAGGAACAUGGGAGUCAGUUCUUCUACUUACCGAUCAUCCGGCACAGUGAUGAGGAGGUCUCGGCCUGUGCUUCUUGGGACUCUUCAAUUCACGAUUCAUUACACUUAAACAGAGUAACACCACCAAACGAGCGGGUAUAUUUAAUUGUGAAGGCCACCGUUCAGCUUAGCCACCCUGCUGCAGUGGAGUUAGUGCUGAGAAAGAGGAUUGCAGUCAACGUUUACAACAAGCAGAGUUUUACACAAAGUCUCAAGAGAAGGAUGUCUAUGAAGAACAUGCUUUACACUUGUGGUGUUGCUUAUGAAAUAGUAUCCAACAUACCAAAGGCAUCCGAGGAGACAGAAGACAGGGAAACGCUGGCACUCAUGGCAGCGAGAUAUGAAAACGAGGGUUCGGCAGAUGGAGAGACAUACAUUGAGAAGUAUACACGUGGAGUGUUGGAGGUGGAGAACAUACUGAGUCUGGAGCGACUGAGACAGGCUGUCACUGUUAAAGAAGCACUUUCUGCAAAAGGCAAACACAUUCGGAGGAGUAUCAGUACACCCAACGUUCAUCAUGUGUCUUGCAGCAGACUAGAUCUCUCUGGGUGUGAAGAUGAAGAAUUAAAGGGUCGCUCGGAGAGCCAUUUGGAUAUAUCAGACUGCACGAAUUAUCAGGACCUGUCCUUGUAUGGAACACUACCAAGGGAGUCACCACGAAGGAGUAAAGAGAGCACUGAAUCAUCACUUUUCUUCAACACAAGUCCAUUCAAGGCACUGUCCCCUCAGCCGCCAAAGUUCCUUAAAUCAUUAAUGCCUGUUAAGGAAGAGCACAAAAUGAAGAACCCUUUGGAGUCUAGACCUCUGCUUGGACAAGAGAGCAUGCCUCCAUCUCAGGAUAGUUCUAAGCUGGUACACAACAGUGACUGUGUUGUGUCAUCAGGCAGCAGUGUGUCACUAGAAAACUGUAACGCAUGUGAAGAGAAGCUUGAUUCUGAAGAUGAAGACAAUGACACGGAAAUCAGAAAACAAAGCAUGGCCUCCCAGGAUUUGCACAGUUUUCAGCCUUAUAUCCCAGAGGACUUUGCUGACUUUGAUGUUUACAAUGCAAGCCUGGAGAACAGGGACUCCCUGUCCUCUAAGCCUGACUUUAUGAGCUCUCGUUUCUUGGAAAAGGAAGUUUCCCGGAGUCCCACAGCCAGCAGCAUGACCAGUGGCUACUUCUCACACAGUGCCUCAAAUGUGACACUCUCGGAUGUAGCAUUAACUGGCAGUGACAAUAUUGACCAGCUGGCUUAUCAUCUUCGAGAGGCAGAGUUUCAGGACCACUCACAGCCAAUGUGCUUACAGCCGGAUGUUCAGGAUGCAGCUCCUUGUGCAGGUAAAAACUUAUCAGAAACCAGAAGUGCCUUCAACGAAGAGACUAUGGCAUGCAAGUUUCAAAAUGUCCCCAGAACUCCGGUAGACUCAACACUUAGUACGGUGGCAGUGACUUGUCACGACAACACAUCUCACCUUGAAAUGGUGGACAGCUAUAGUAAUAACAGUGCCCAGGAGUUCACUGAUUUCAAAGGUGCUGAUGAUGACAGGGAUUCAGGACAUUUUGAAGACCUUCAAUUUCAAGCUAGGAAAACACACACUGAUGGGCUUUUGUUGGGUUUCAAUGAGCCCAGUGUGGAUAUUGACAAAUGUAGUGGCACAGAUGGCAUAGUCUCUUGCCAUGUACAAAAUGGCACACAGUUUAUUUGUGCCACUGCACAAGACAGACUGACUGAAGUAAUGAUGGAUUACCGGUCUUCGGGUGAAUUUGAUGACUUAUCAGAUGCCCUAGAAGGAGAAAUCCCUGCCACUUUGAUGGCCUCUUGUACUGAUGUUAACUCUACCUCUCCGGAUACGGACAAGAAUGAUUUUGAUUCCUCAAGCAGUGAUGAAUGCACAAAGGUAGACCAGACUGAAAUUGUGCCAAGCUGGAUGGUGAUGGGUGAACGUGUAUGCAUAGGAAAUAAAUCUGGAACUGUUAGUUAUGUUGGCACAGUGGACUUUUCUAGUGGAACAUGGAUUGGGGUUGAACUUGACCUUCCAGCAGGAAAGCACAAUGGCACUGUUCAGGGAAAAAAAUACUUUAACUGCAAAGCUGGGCACGGUGUAUUUGUGAGGCCACGCCGUCUGUCCAGGGCUGCUAACAAGGGCAAGCGACGGAGCAGCACCUCGAGGUCACAGGUGGCCAGCAUCCAUGAAAAAAAUAAAAAAAGCAUUCUACAUCAGGAGUCACAAGCAGGGGUGCCCUCCUUCAAGAAACAGGACAGCCGGCGCUCUUGGGUCAGCUGAGCAGUGGAGUUUUGCACUUACUACACAGUUUCUUAUGUCGAGGACCAGUGAUUUUGUUUUUUUUUUUGUUUUUUUAAUUGUACAGCUGUAAAUGAGUUUUUAAAAAUACUGUAUUCUGUUUUAAACUUGUAAUCUAGAAAUGUAUUUAAUAACAUAUCUGCUCACAGCAGAUUGCUGCACAGAAAAGGAAGUUAAACCUCCCUUCAUGACAAGUGUAGAUAGUGUAAAGGUGCCAGCUCCUUUUACUAGCCUUUUAACAUGGAUGACAUAUUUUAAAGAACUAAUAUUUUAUGACGAUAAAUCCGUACAUUUUUAUGCUUCACAUUACCAAAGAAUGUCUGUUUUUGAUUUCUUACGUAUGUAUUAUUAAUGGAAACCUUUAGUGCCACUCUGGUUACCACGUACUCUUGUUUGUUGCCUUAUCUCUGUCCUCCUGCUUGGUUUUCAAAAGGAAAAGCACACGGUUGUGUCCGACUGUUACUCAGAAUCCGUCUUCCUGGAGGCCUGCUACUGUGCUGACUUCUAUCGCAUGUUACUAGAAUUGAUGCCGUAAGGCUGCCAACACUAACAUCAGAGACAGUAUUGCCGUAAGAAAGCAAGGCUAGAUUUUAUUUUAUUUUUUUUCCUGUUGUUUUGUGUUACUGUUUUUAGUAAAUGGAGUAAGCGUGUGUUUUGUGUGUGCGUGUCUGCACGUGCGAUUGAGCAACAGGAUAGCAAACAAAAUAACGGUACUAAUGUCGAUUUCUUUAUCUAGGCUGUGUAAAUGGAAUGACAAUGGUCCUGUUGUACUUGGCUUGAGUGCAACAGAAAAGGGUUUAUUUCCAAUAUGUUUACAACAGAAUGUUUUAGUUAAAAGAGUUAAAAGAUGGCCUGAUAUUAUAAUAUCAUAAAGUAAACCCAGGACCUUACUGUUCAAAGCUGCUGCUCCUCUUGGGUUAGUGCUGUAUAUGUAUAUAUAUAUAUAUAUAGUUCUCUAUUCAGUCAUAGUGUUUAUUAUGUACAGAAUUGUAAUUUAUAUUGUAUUACAGCAUACUGUUGGUACAAAACUGUGUUAGGAGUCGGAAGGUUGGCUAUGUAAGAAAAGAAAAAGAAAAAAAAAGAAGUGCAUUGUGA
Erpetoichthys calabaricus (reedfish) is the source of this 7371-nucleotide messenger RNA. RefSeq names its product kinesin family member 13A (gene kif13a). The record is from RefSeq and is a predicted model, not a curated record. The transcript is spliced from 40 exons. Gene Ontology annotation, molecular function: cell adhesion molecule binding; microtubule binding; ATP binding. Lineage: Eukaryota; Metazoa; Chordata; Cladistia; Polypteriformes; Polypteridae. Gene Ontology annotation, biological process: regulation of protein localization; microtubule-based movement. Bases 331 to 6258 code for a protein of 1975 amino acids. Gene Ontology annotation, cellular component: adherens junction.